CUACAGUUGGUGAUCUGGCUAUCGUUAACACUGACGAUAAAUAUACCAUCUCUGAUGGAACUCCAGAAGGAACCAGUUGAAAUAACAGACUCUGGUGUUCUUGAUAUUAAUGGUAAUCCAGUCGAUCUAUCCAGUGGUGGAUCAGUUUCAGUCGGUGGAGUGACCAUCCAACAAGUUGAUAAUACAACUUAUACUGUAAGUGAUUCCAGUGGAAAUGAAGUAACUGUAGAAAUCAUUGUUCCAUAUGUCCCUGUGACUGUGCAACUAGAUAACAGUACAACAAUCACAAAGGUAGGCGACAAUGAAUAUGUGAUUACUAACACAAAUGAUGGCAGCCAAACGAAUGUUAAUGUCAAUGAUGACGGAGCCCUUGAUGUUAUUAUUGAAACAACAAAGGAAUCAUGUAGCGGUGAUGUCAGUGGUAUGUCCGGAAACUGUGAUGGUGAUAUCAACAAUGAAAUUGUUAAUGGUGAUGGUGAAUUUGUUGAUCCAUCUUCUAUUACUUCAGAUGAUCUUUCAGGUUUGGCAGAAACAUCUAACCUUGCAAACAAUACUGGAACUAAUGGUGGAAAUGGCAGCAGUAUCUUUGUGUAUGAAUACACAGAUGAGAAUGGAGAAACAUACAAGGAACCAAGCACUCUUGUUUCUGAAUGUCCAGCUGGUUACUUUGGUGCUGAUUGUAGUGUUGUGUUAGAAGAUACAACUCAAAAUACAAACAGUAACUCAACUGCAACAGUUAACACUGAUGGUACAUUCACUAACUUUGAAGGUGUAACAUAUGAUAUCAGCAAGCCAGGUGAAUUUGUAUUCAUCAAUACAACUGAAGUUGAUGUGAACAUUCGACAAGUACCUUGUGGUGACAUUGUGUGCACUACACAGACAUCUAUUGGAACUGAAAAUGGUAGUGUGAUUAUACAUACUCCCUAUGAUGAUAUCAGUGGACCAGUUGUAUUUGAUGAUGAGGGCAAUCCUCAAGACAUCGCUCCUGGAGAAUCAGUCAAUGUGGGUGACAUAUCCGUCACACAGGUUGAUGAUGAUACAUUUGUAAUCACCAUUAAUGGUACUGAUGACAAAAUUACAGUAGAUGUUAUUCCUCCACAAUCUGGGGAUACUGGAACCUCUGGUUCUGGAAGUGGCUCGGGUGGAUCUGGAAGUGGUUCAUCUGAGGCUACUGAUACAUCUGUUGAUACUGAUGGAUCAAGUACUUUGCAAGUAACUGCUACUGUUUCAAACGAUGCCUGUUCAUCAUCUACUGGCAGCUUUGCUGGUUCAUGUGAUGGCAACUUGAACAAUGACUUCCAGGAUGAAAAUGGCAAUGAUAUUUCCAUUGAUAUGAUAAAUGAAGAUAUGUUACAAGAAGUAGCUGAUACAAACACUCUUGAUGAAUCUGACUCUACUUUUGUGCAUAACUAUACUUCACCUCAUGGAGUGGUGUAUACUGAACCCACAACAUUUGAAAGUCAAUGUGUGUGUGGAUUCUACCUCAGUGACUGCUGUAUUGAUGUGUCUGAACCAGUUGGUAACAACACACAUGCUGUCACCUCAAUAAGUGGUGACAAUGCUGACAUUACAACAUUUGAUGGUUUGACAUAUGCUGUUAGCACAAAUGGUGAGUUUGAAUUCUUAGAUGUUUUGGAUAUGACAGUGAGUAUAAGAACAGUACCUUGUGACCUUACUGAAACAUGUGUUAAUCAGAUCCUGAUUGAAACAUCUGAAGGAAAUGUUGCAAUAAGAUCACCUGAUGAUGAUAGUGGAAUACCAAUUAUAUCAUCUGGAGAUGGUUCAACAGCAAAUGGUCUUUCUGGUGUGAUUACUGUGGGUGAUGUCACAGUGGAACAAGGCUCUGAUGGUGUACUAGCCAUCACCGACUCAUAUGAUAAUCAACUUACUGUUAAUGUGAACAAUGGCUAUCUUGAUGUUACAGCUGCCAUUACCAAGGAGAGUUGUGAUGCAUUGACUGGGUUAACAGGUAACUGUGAUGACAAUGUCAACAAUGAUCUUGUUGUUGAUGGCGAAGCUAUUCCUGUUAGUCAAAUCACAGCUGAUGUCCUCAAUGAAGUAGUUAAUAGUAGCACUGUUGAUACAGAUCCCAAUACUGGUGACAGUGGAUUUAUUUACACAUUUGAAACAAGUGAUGGUACUACAUUUACUGAACCCUCUGAGUUUGUGGAUUGUCCUACAGGAAAGUAUGGUGCUGAUUGUAGCCUAACAGUGUCCACAACAACAACAACUAAUGGAACACAUUCUACAGCAACAAUUACUGAUGGAUCUGUAUUCAUCAAUUAUGAUGGCACUGAAUAUGACCUUGAUAUUAUUGGGGAGUUCACGGUCACUUCCUCUGACUCAAGCAACUUCACAGUUGGAAUCAGGACUGUUCCAGAGGAUGGCUCUGGAAGAACAAUUACUGGUGAAUCUGGAACUGGUUCUGGAACUGGCUCUGAAACAGGAUCAUCAUCUGAUGAUGGUGUUGUGAUUGACCAAAUCUUUAUUGAAACUGACGAUGGCAAUGUUACUAUUCAUGCAUCAUUUAAUGGUACAUCUGAUCCAAUUGUAUUUGAUUCAGAUGGCAAUGUUGUAGAUGAUGUUAGCACUUUGAGUAUCAUUGUUGACCAGGUUGAUUAUGAUGGUGAAACUGGAUAUAUUAUUACAAAUCCAGAUGGUGAUACAGUUGUUGUAACAACAAACGAUAAAGGAUCUUUAGAUGUUGCAAUUACAUCUCCAGUGGAGUCUUGUGAUACCUCAUCUGGUUUGCUUGGAAAUUGUGAUGGUAACCUGAACAAUAACUUCCAAACAGGAGAUGACACAUACAUUCCAUUUGAUUUGGUAUCUGAAGAAGGUCUGGUUGAUGUUGCAUCAAACAAUGUACUCCCUGAAGAUGAUAGCACAUUUGUGUAUACAUACACUGAUCCAGAUACUGGCCUUACAUAUGAAGAAGAGAGAAUAAUGAAUGAUUCAUUGAUCAUAUUUGUUCCUGAACCUAAGUGUGAUGAAGGCUGGACUGGCGAUGACUGCACUAUCCAAAUUACUGAAAACACUGGUAAUAAUGAUACCCAUGCUGUGGCAACAAUUGUUGGAGAGGCAACAUACACAACUACUGAUGGAUUGACAUACACACUUCCUGUAAGAGGUGAAUUUACAUUCUUUGAAUCAGGAAACACAUCUGUAGAUGUACGUCAAGGUCCAUGUGGUGCAGGAGCAACAUGCGUCACACAGAUAGCUGUUACAACAACUACAACAUCAGAAGAUGGAGAGGACAUCAGCUCUGGUGUAAGUAUUCGUUCACCAUUUACAGAAGGUGGAGAUGCUGUAGUCUUUGAUACUGAUGGUGAAACUGUUGAAACAACAGUCGGCCAAACAAUUACUUUCAGUGAUGGGACCACAAUUACGCAGACAUCUGAUGAUUCCUUCAUUAUUGAUGACACAUCUGGAAAUGAAAUAACUGUCAGUGUAAAUGAUCUUGAUGGGUUAGAUAUUAGUGCUACAUUGCCAAGAACAGAAUGUGAAACAUCUGCUGGUUUAGCUGGUUCAUGUGAUGGCAACGUCAAUAAUGAGUUUUCUGGAAAUACAAGUAGUACUGAUGACCUUCCACCAGGAACUGAGGUUUAUGGAACUGAUUCUUGGUCUGGCGUCCCACCAGGCACUCAGACUGAUACCAUUUUGACUGAUGCUGAUGGAAAUAAGAUUGAAACUACAUCACAAGAAACAACAACAGUAGGAGACAUGACAAUUGCUCAAACUGGAAGUGAUGCAGGUAGCUAUACAGCAACUGAUAACUCUGGUAAUACGGUUGAGGUAACUGGUACUGCUGUGACUGACAGUAAUGGUAACGUUAUUGACAUUUCACCUGGUGAAAGUGUUACCACUGGCAACAUAACAAUAGUUCAGGUAGAUGAAGACACAUUUAUUUUAGUUGAUGAAUCUACUGGAUCUAAUGUUACAGUUAAUGUCGAUGUGCCAACCUCAACUGGAGUAAUUGAUGAAGAUGGUAAGCCAGUUGACCUUACACAAGGUGGUACAUCAGUUGGUGAUUUGACUGUCACUCAAGAAGAUGAUGACACAUUCACAAUAACUGACGGAUCUGGUGAUACAAUUACUGUGAAUACAACGGGUAUUACUGAUGCUGAUGGUAACAAGAUUGACCUUUCACCAGGUGAUAAUGUCACACUUGGCAAUGUGACUAUUCAUCAAACACACAAAGAUACAGUUGUUGUUACUGAUUCAGCAACAGGUACUGAUGUUGCUAUUACAGUUGUACAAGAAGACGGCUUGACUGAUCAAUAUGGAAAUCCAGUUGAGACUGAAUCACAAUCAACAGGAACAGUUGGAAAUAUGACUAUUACCCAAGACAAUAGUGGGUCUGUCACUAUAGGUGGAUCCUCUACUGGUGACAAUUCAUCUACCACAGUUACUGUUACUGGAACAGGUGUCACUGACUCUGAUGGUAACAUCAUUGACAUUGCUCCUGGAUCUAAUGUAACAGUUGGUGAUGUGACCAUUACUCGGGUGGAUGAGGACACAUAUACUGCACAUGAUGAAUCAUCUAAUACCACUGUUGCUAUAAAUGUGGAAACGCCAUCUACAACAGGUGUUUCUGAUGGCAAUGGUAAUGACCUUGAUCUUUCAACUGGAGAAUCUGAAACAGUUGGUGAUAUGACCAUUACCCAGGAUGGUGACAACUCAUUCUCUGUAACUGACAGUUCCAACCAAACUAUCACUGUGAAUGCAACUGGCAUAGUUGAUAACAAUGGUAAUGAGGUUGACCUAGCAAUAGGAGACAGCAUGACAGUUGGAGAUGUAACUAUUCACAAGGUCACAGAUGACACUAUUGUGGUAACUGAUGAUUCCACUGGAAGUGAUGUAACUGUUACAGUUGUACAAGAAGAUGGGUUAACUGACCAAUACGGUAAUCCAGUUGAGACAACUAACCAAACUAGUGGAGCAGUUGGAAAUAUCAAAAUCACUCAAGACAGCGAUGGUACAACCUCCAUAACUGGUGGAUCAUCUGGAGACACUAUAACUGUAACAGACACUUGCAUUACUAAUGAUGAUGGAAGCAUAAUUGAUGGUGUUUCCCCAGGCAAUAAUGUAACAGUUGGUGAUGUCAUCAUAGAACAAGUGGAUGAUGAUACAUUUGUCAUUCACGAUACAUCAACUGGUGAUCAAGUCACUGUUACAAUUGAAGUACCAACAUCAACAGGUGUCACAGAUGGAAAUGGUGACUCAGUUGAAAUAUUGCCAGGUGGAGACAUGGUAACUGUUGGUGACCUUAGCAUAACACAGCUUGAUAGUAGCACAUUCGUUGUAACAGACGAUGAAACUACCAUCAAAAUCACUGCAGUUGGAUUAAUAGAUACUGUCAAUAAUGUAACAUUUGAUGUUCCUCAAGGAAGCACAAGAACUGAAGGAAAUAUAUCAGUUCAUAGAGUACAUGCUAAUACAUAUGUGGUCAUAAAUGAUAAUACAGGAGAUGAGGUAGCUGUGACCAUCAUUCCAAGUACAGGUCUUACUGAUUCCCUUGGAAAUGAGAUUCCAGUUACAUCACAUGAAACUGGAACAGUUGGUGACAUGACAAUUACUCAUACUGAUGAUGGUUCUUAUUCCAUUGGUGAUGUAUCAUCUGAUACAACUGUGUCAAUAACAGGAACUGGUAUCACGGAUGGCAAUGGUGAUCUAAUUAACCUCGCGCCAGGACAGAAUACCACCAUUGGAGAUGUAACUAUCAUUCAAAAUGAUGAAGAUACUUACACUGUUAUUGACAGUUCUGGAAAUGAAAUCACUGUAACUGUUGAGAUACCUACAACCACUGGUGUUACUGAUGGUGAUGGAAAUUCAGUUGAUUUAACCCAAGGUGGAUCACAGACUGUUGGUGACCUGACUGUCUCACAAAAUACCAGUAGUAGCAUUGUUGUAACAGAUGGCUCCUCAGGAAGCACCAUUACAGUUGAUACAACAGGCAUCACUGACACAGAUGGAGAACCAGUUGAUCUUACACCAGGAACUAAUACAACAAUUGGAGAUGUGACAAUUCACCAUGUCCAUGAUGAUACGUAUGUCAUAACUGAUGGAUCAAGUGGAAGUGAAGUUGUUGUCACAGUUGUUGAACCAACAGGAUUAACAGAUUCUGAUGGCAAUACCAUUGAUGUUGUUUCUCAAGAAACUGCUCAUGUUGGUGAUUUGACUAUCAAUCAAGAUAACAAUGGCACAUUCACCAUAACUGAUGACUCAUCAAACACCUCCAUUUCAGUGACAGGAACAGGUAUCACAGAUGCAAAUGGUAACAUUAUUAAUCUCUCCCCCGGACAGAAUAUUACAACUGGUGAUAUUACCAUCACACAAGUUGACGAAGAUACAUUCAUUAUACAUGAUGGAUCUUCUGACACUGGUGUAACAGUAACUGUACCAACUACAACAGGAGUUACUGAUGGAUCUGGAAAUGAAGUAGAUCUUACCUCUGAAAGUGGAACAACUGUGGGUAAUUUGAAUAUUACUUCCCCAGAUAGUGGAAAUACAAUCUCUGUUUCUGAUGGAACUGGCAAUUCUGUUACAAUUAAUGGCACUGGUGUCAUUGAUGGAUCUGGUAAUGCUGUAGACAUCGGACCAGGCAACAGUACAACUAUUGGUGAUGUUACUGUCGAACAGGUUGAUGGUGAUACAUAUGUUGUUACUAAUGGUGAUGGUGAUGAGGUAGUAAUUACCGUUCCAGUAACAGAAACACCCAGUGUAACUGAUGAAAAUGGAAAUGAUAUUGAUACAUCAGGAGAAGGAGCAACCAUUGGUGAUAUGACAAUAUCUCAAGGUGAUGAUGACACAUUUACUGUAACUGAUGAUUCUGGUAGCAACAUUACAAUAACUGGAAAUGGCAUUACAGAUGUUAAUGGAGAUGUUGUAAACCUUUCUCCAGGAGAGAGUGUAACAGUUGGUGAUGUAACCAUAACACAAUUGGAUGAAGAUACAUUUACCGUAACCGAUUCUUCAACUGGAGAGGAAGUUACUGUUACAGUACCAGUCACAACAGGAGUCACAGAUGGAGAUGGAAACAUAGUUGAUACUACAUCAGGUGAACCUACCAUAGUUGGUGAUAUAACCAUUGAGGAGAAUAAUGAUCAAGGCACAUUUACAUUAACAGAUGGAUCAUCUGAUACUACCAUUUCAAUAAAUGGAGUUGGUGUUUCUGAUAGUGAUGGAAAUUCUGUCAAUGUUUCACCAGGAGAGAGUACAACGAUUGGUGAUUUGACUAUUACUCAUGUUGAUGGUGACUCUUGGCAAGUAACUGAUGGAUCCUCUGGAACUGAGGUGACUGUCACUGUCCCAAUACCUGAUACUACUGGGGCAACUGAUACUUCAGGAAAUCCAAUAGAUCUAACAUCUGAGGAUGGUGCAACUGUAGGUGAUAUGACAAUCUCUCAAGAUAGUGAUGACACAAUUACAGUUACAGAUGGAUCAUCCAGUACCAGUUUAACAAUCACAGACUCAGGAAUAGUUGAUGGCAAUGGCAAUGUGAUUGAUAUUCCAGUUGAUGAAAGCAUUACCAUUGGUGAUGUAACAAUAACUCGUAUCAAUGAUGAUACAGUCAUCAUAUCUGAUGGAUCAUCUGGAAGUGAGGUUGCAGUAACUGUUGUUUCAACUCCAGGCAUUACUGAUGUUGAUGGAAACGAGAUCACUCUCACACAAGAAGAUGUUGCAACACUUGGCAAUGUUAGCAUUGGAACUCAGAAUGGUGGAAAUACAUUCUCAGUAUCUGAUACUUCCGGAACCAAUGUAACAGUUACGAUACUUGGUAUCACGGAUGAGGAUGGAAAUGUCAUAGAUCUUUCACCAGGAGAAAAUACAACAGUUGGUGAUGUAACUAUAACAAAAGUGGAUGAUGAUACUUAUACUGUAACUGAUGGAUCUACUGGAAGCACUGUGACUGUAACACUUACAAAGCCAACUUCCACUGGUGUCACUGACCAUGAAGGCAAUAAUGUUGAUAUCACUUCAGAUGGUGGUGCAACAGUUGGUGACCUGGAAAUUACAUCAAAUGAGGAAGAGAGUGAGAUUACAGUAUCUGAUGGCUCCGGCAAUACAAUAACAGUCACUGGAACUGGUGUCACCGAUACAGAUGGUAAUGUAAUAGAUCUUCCUAAGGGAGAAAAUACAACAAUAGGUGAUGUUACAAUUGAGCAUGUGUAUGAUGACACAUAUGUUGUAACUGAUGGCUCAACUGGAAGUGAAGUUGCAGUGACUGUAGUAACAACACCUGGUGUUACAGAUGGUUCUGGUAAUUCUGUAAACUUAACAUCUGAAACAGUUUCAACAGUUGGAGAUAUCAAUAUCAUGACUCAAAAUGAUGGGAACUCAUACACUGUUGGUGGUAGUUCUUCAAACACAAACGAUACAGUUCAUGUUGGAGGAACAGGUGUCACUGAUGGAGAAGGUAAUGUUAUUGAUAUGAAGGAAGGUGAUAGCACAACAAUUGGUAAUGUAACAAUUACUAAACUUGAUGAUGACACUUACUCACUUGUUGAUGAUUUAACAGGUGAUGAGGUUAUUGUCACUGUUGAUGUACCUACAUCCACUGGUGUCACAGAUGCAGAUGGAAAUGUAAUUGAUCUAGAGUCUGGUGGAACUACAACAGUUGGUGAUAUCUCCAUUACAGAAUCUGGAGAUGGAGAGUCAUUUACUGUUACUGAUGGAUCAUCAGACACUACUAUUGUAGUAACUGAAUCUGGUGUGACUGAUGAAAAUGGCAAUUCUAUUGACCUUCCUACUGGAAACAGCACAACAAUUGGUGAUAUUACCGUCAGUCAUGUAAAUGAUGACACAGUGGUUGUAACCGAUGGCUCUUCUGGAAGUCAGGUUGCAGUGACAGUGGUUACAACAUCUACACCAGGUGUCACUGAUGAAACUGGUGAUGCAGUUGACCUAACGCCAGAAGAAGUUGCAACUGUUGGAGAUAUGACCAUUGUCAAUCAGAAUGAUGGAAACACCACAACAGUAUCUUCUGGGGACACUGAUUUGACAAUUACAGGAACAGGAAUUACAGAUCAAGAUGGCAAUUCAAUAAAUCUCACACCAGGAGCAAAUAUCACUGUCGGUGAUAUAACUGUCAACAAAAUUGAUGAUGACACCGUUGUUGUACAAGAUGGAAAUGGCAAUGAAGUAACAAUCACUGUAUCCCUACCUACAACAACUGGAUUAACAGAUGAAUCUGGUAAUCCCAUUGAUAUCUCAACUGGCGAUAGUACAACUGUUGGUGAUAUUAGUGUUACCCAAGAUUCAGAUUCCUCAUUUAUGCUUGAAGGUCCAUCUGGCACUAGUGUUUCAAUUAAUGAAAAUGGCUUAGUUGUAGAUGGUAAUCAAGUGGAUCUGAACCAAGGAGAUGGAAUUGAAGCUUCAGAACUGAACAUCACUAGACCUCUUGAUGACACAUAUGUUAUAUCUACUGGUUCUUCUGAAGUUGCAGUUACUGUUGUAACACCACCUGGCAUUACAGAUGAAGAUGGUAAUGAUGUAACUCUCUCACCAGAAACAGUGGCAAAUGUAGGUGAUAUGGAGGUUGUCACUCAGAAUGAUGGCAACACUAAUGUCAUCUCAGAUGGCUCUGGCAAUGAAGUAACCAUAACAUCAACAGGUGUACUUGAUGGUGAUGGAAAUGUAGUUGACAUUACACUUGGUGAAACAACAACAGUUGGUGUUAUGACUGUUACACAGACUGAUGACGAUACUUAUGUUGUAACAGGUCCUACUGGUGACGAGGUUACUGUCACACUUGAUAUACCAACAACAACAGGGGUAACUGAUUUGAAUGGUAAUCCCAUUGAUACAUCAUCUGGUGAUGGUGCUUCAGUUGGUGAUAUGACCAUAUCCCAAGAUGGUGAUGACACAAUCACAGUAACUGAUGACUCAACUGGUAAUACUGUCACAAUCACAAAUGAAGGAAUAACUGAUGAAAAUGGUAACACAGUCGAUCUUGCUCCUGGUGAGCAGACUACAAUUGGUAAUAUCACGAUUCAUCAAGUUCAUGAUAACACUGUUGUGAUAACUGAUGGGUCUGGUAAUGAGGCAGCUGUUACUGUUUCUACACCAUCUUCACCUGGUCUAACAGACUCUGAUGGAAAUACAGUAGAGUUGGUUUCGGAACAAGUUGCAUCAGUUGGUAACAUGACUCUGACAUCACAGGAUGAUGGUACAACAUACACAAUAGACAGUACAACAACUAAUAGCUCUAUAACUAUAAGAGGAACUGGUAUCACUGAUGCUGAUGGUAACUUGAUUAAUCUCACACCAGGAACAAAUGUAACAUCUGGAAAUGUGACUAUCACUCAAGUAGAUGAAAACACCUAUGUGAUUACUGAUGGAACAUCUGGAAGUGAAGUUACAGUUUCAGUUCCAUUGCAACACCAAACUGGCACAACAGACUUAGAUGGCAAUGAAAUUGUUGUUACAAAAGAUGAUGAUGCUACAGUUGGAGAUUUGACCAUUUCUCAAGACAAGAGUGAAACAUACACAAUAACUGAUGGUUCCUCUGGUAGCAGUGUUACAUUUACUAGCAGUGGUAUCACUGAUGGAGAUGGUAAUACACACAAUCUGGCUCCUGGAGAGAACAUCACAAUUGGAGAUGUAACAAUCUAUAAGACUCAUGAUGACACCUAUGUUGUAAUGGAUGGUUCAUCUGGAAGUGAAGUUGUUGUGACUGUCAUUCCACUUGUUUCCACUACUGUGACAGAUGAGAAUGGCAACACACAUGAACUGUCUGUUGGGGAAAGUGCUACUGUUGGUGAUAUCACCAUCACACAAGAUGAUGAAACCACAUAUUCUGUGUCUGAUGGUACCUCAACAGGUAAUAUAACAGUUACAAGUUCUGGAAUAACCGAUAGCAAUGAUAACCCAGUUAACCUUGUACCAGGUACACAGGCCAUAGUCGGAGAUCUGACUAUCACUCAAGUUGAUGAAGAUACCUAUGUUAUAAUUGAUGGGUCUAGAAAUGAAAUUACAAUAACAUCUCCUGAACCUCCAGUUUUGGAUACUGUCUUAACUGAUGAAUCUGGUAAUGUAGUAACUACAGUGCCAGAGGAUGUUGCAAAUAUAGGAAAUAUGACUUUUGUAACACAAGACGGCGGAGACUCCUAUUCAGUUAUGGAUAAGACUACAGGUAGCUCUGUUACAGUUGCUGGGACAGGCAUCACUGAUGGUAGUGGUAAUCCAGUUGACCUCUCACCAGGGGAAACAAUAACUGUUGACAAUAUUACUAUAACACAAGUAGAUGAGGACACAUACACUGUUACUGACUCAUCAGGAACUGAGGUUGUAGUUGAGGUCACAAUACCUUCAUCAUUUGUAAAGGAUGGCAAUGGCACUGUGGUCGAUCUAUCAUCAGGUGAAGAGGCAACAGUUGGUAACUUGACUAUCAGUCAAGAAGACACAGAUUCUUAUUCAAUUGUUGGUGACUCUGGUAAUGCUGUUAUAGUCAAUGGAAGUGGAGUGAUAGAUAGUAAUGGCAACACAAUUGACCUUUCACCAGGAGGAGAUACGACCGUCGAUGGAGUAACAAUCACCAAGGUUGAUGAGGAUACCGUCGUGAUAACUGAUGAAUCAACUGGCAGCAAUGUAACAGUUACAAUAAAUACUCCAACUGAACCUGGUGUAACUGACAAUGAUGGAAAUCCAAUUGAUUUAUCUUCUGGAGAUACAUCAACAGUCGGUGGUAUAUCAAUCACUCAAGAAUCUGAUUCUGGAGAUGAAGGAAACACUGAUGGAGAGACAUCAUUUAGUGUUGGUGAUAGCUUAUCUGGAGAAACUUCUACUAUAACUGGCUCUGGUGUCACUGACAGCAAUGGUAAUACAGUUGACCUGUCACCAGGUGAACAAACUACCGUUGGUGAUGUAACAAUAGAAAAACAGGAUGAUGAAACAUACAUUGUAACUGAUGAAGAUGGGAACCAAGUGAUCAUUACUGUCCCAGAAACUCCUGCCCCAGGUAGUGAUACAGAUACACUUCUUACUGAUGAAUCAGUAAAUACUGGUUCAGGGGAUACAAUUUCAGUUACAGGUACAGGUGUUAUUGAUAGUGAUGGUAAUGUCAUACCAAUCACAACAGGGGUGAAUACAACAAUUGAUGAUGUCACUCUGACAAAGUUGGAUGAUGACACAUUUGUAUUAACUGACAAUGCAACAGGAAGUGUAGUAAUUGUUACAGUUGAUGUACCUCUCACAUUUAUAACUGAUGAAAAUGGCAAUGUUGUUGAUAUCUCAACUGAUGGAAGCACCACUGUUGGUGACAUGACUGUCGAUCAAGACAGUCAUGAAGAAGGUGGAGAUACCUACACAAUAUCAGAUGGUUCGUCAGGAGAGACUGUUACAGUUACAGGUAAAGGUAUCACUGAUGCUAAUGGUAUUCCUAUUGAAACAACGGUAGGUGAGAAUGUAACAGUUGGUGAUGUGACAAUCACACAAGUUGAUGAAGACACAUAUACCAUAACUGAUGGAUCAUCAGGAAGUGUGAUUACAGUGACUGUUACACCACCACCUCCACCCACAACAGUCCUUACAGAUGAAUCUGGAAAUGUUGUUAAUCUUACAUCCACAGAAGUUGCAAAUGUAGGAGACUUGACUAUUGCUACUGAUGAUGGUGGUGAUAGUUUCACUGUUGAUGGUGGAUCAUCUGGUUCAUCUGUAACUAUAACUCAGACUGGAGUAACUGUUACUACACCACCAACAGAAGGUGGUGUAACUGAUGGAAAUGGCAACCCUGUUGAUGUAACACCUGGCGACCCUACAACAGUUGGAGAUAUUACAAUUACUCAAGAAGCAGAUUCUGGAACUGGAGAUGCUACAGGUACAUCAUUCACAGUUGGUGAUAGUUCUUCUGGGGAAACCAUAACUAUAACUGGUUCUGGCAUUACUGACAGCAAUGGUGAGACAGUUACCCUUGCUCCAGGAGAGAAUGUAACAGUUGGAGACAUAACCAUUGAGAGGCAGGAUGAUGGAACAUACGUUGCAACAGAUGGAUCUGGUAAUGAAGUAACAGUCACAGUUCCAGAAACGCCUGGUGUCACUGAUCAAGAUGGAAACACUAUUGAUCUUUCAGAUGGAGGCUCCGCAAUUGGUGAUAUAACAAUUACUCAGGGAACUGAUACUGUUAGUGGAGAUAGUGAAUUCACAGUUGGUGAUAGCUCUUCUGGAGAAUCUGCAACUAUAACUGGUUCUGGUGUUACUGACAGCAACGGUAAUGUGGUUAACCUGUCACCAGGUGAACAAAUUACAGUUGGUGAUGUAACAAUUGAGAGACAGGAUGAUGACACAUACAUUGUUACUGAUGGAGAUGGCAACCAAGUGACUGUGACAGUACCAGAAACUGGUAGUGAUCUAGAUCUAUCACCUGGUCAGACUACAACAAUAGGAGGUGUAACAGUUCAACAGACCGGUGAUAAUACCUAUGUUGUUACAUCACCAUCUGGAGAUGAAGUAACUGUUACAGUACCACCAUCACCUGAUAUAACGGAUGGAGAUGGAAACCCAGUAGAUGUCACACCUGGAUCAAGCAGUACAGUCGGAGAUAUGACAAUUACUCAGAAUUCUGGAACAAGUUUCUCAGUAGUUGAUGGCUCAUCAGACAGUAAUAUCACAGUUACUGAUUCAGGAAUCAUUGGAAGUGAUGGUAAUAUCAUCAACAUUCCAACAGGAACAAGUAUUACUGAUGGUGAUUUGACUAUCACACGUGUUGAUGAAGACACUUAUGUGAUAACUGACUCAUCCUCAGAUAGUGACAUCACAGUAAAUGUUCAUAUUUCUGAAGUUACUGAUCCAGUUAUCACAGACCAACAAGGAAAUACAGUUGAUCUCAUAUCAGGAGAAAGUACAACUGUUGGAGAUAUAACUGUCACACCAAGUGAUGGAGAUAAUAUUGUUAUUGGGGAUGCUUCAGCCAACAGCUCUGUUACCAUUACAGGAACAGGUGUAACUGAUACCAAUGGUGAUGUCAUCAAUACUGCACCAGGAACUAGUGUAACAGUUGGCGAUAUCACUGUAACUCGUGUUGAUGAUGACACAUAUGUUAUCACAGAUGAAGAAGGCAGUGCAGUCACAGUCACAGUUCCAGUAACAACAACUAAUGAAACAGUUAUUACUGACCAACAAGGAAAUGUGAUUGAUACUUCAUCAGGUGAUGCAACAGUUGGUGACAUAACCAUAUCGCAACCUGGAGGAAAUGAUGGCACAGUCUCAAUAACUGAUGGAUCAUCCGGUAGCAACAUCACAAUUACAGGAACUGGAAUUACUGAUACUAAUGGAACUCUGAUUAAUAUUGCACCAGGUAGUGAUGCAACAGUUGGCGAUGUAACUAUAACACGUAUUGACGAUGACACAUAUGUUGUUUAUGAUAAUUCCUCUGAUAGUGGUGUCACAGUAGAUGUACCCCCUACAACAGAAACAGAAUCAUCUAUUGUUGAUGCAAAUGGAAAUCCAGUUGACUUGGUAUCAGAGAAAGUAGCAACAGUUGGUAAUAUGUCCAUUACACAAAAUUAUGGACAAAAUUAUUCAAUUAACACUGGGUCCUCUGAUGGUACAGUCACAGUAACAACCUCUGGUGUAACGGAUGCUAAUGGUAACACUGUCAGUAUCUCAAUUGGAGAAAAUAUAACCAUUGGUGAUAUAGUCAUUACCAAAACUGAUGAUAUCACUUAUAAUGUAAAUGAUACUGCAACUGGAAGUGAAGUUGAUGUCACUGUAGUGCCAACUACUAUAACUGGUGAUGAUGGAAGUACUAUUGAUCUUACAUCUGGUGAUGCAACUGUUGGUGACUUAACCAUUAGCCAAGGUGAUGAUGAUAUAAUCACUGUCUCUGAUGGUUCAAAUACUAUUACAGUUACAGAAACAGGUAUCACAAAUAGCAAUGGUGAUAUCAUCACUGUAUCAUCAGGUGGUACAACGACUGAUGGUGAUAUUACAGUUACACGUGUUGAUGAAGAUACAUAUAUAAUAGAUGAUGGCUCUGGCAAUCAAGUAACUGUAACCGUCCCACGGUCAACUGAUACAGAAACAGUUAUAACUGAUGAACAAGGUAAUGUGAUUGAUGUAUCAUCUGGAGGUAGUACAACUAUUGGAGAUAUGACUAUCACAGAAGGUGAAGGAGAUUCAUACACAAUAACUGAUGAGACUACUGGAGACAGUUUAUCUGUUACAGGAGCUGGAAUCAUUGAUAAUGAUGGUAAUGUUGUCACCAUACCAUCUGGAGUCAGUGAUGGUGUUGGUGAUGUCACAGUUUCUCGCGUUGAUGAGGAUACAUAUGUAAUAAUUGAUUCCUCAUCUGGUGGUGAGAUAAUUGUCAAUAUACCUACAUCAACAACAGAUGAAACUAGUGUUACUGAUGCACAGGGUAAUCCUAUUGUUGUUCCUGAUGGAGGAACUACCGUCAUUGGUGAUGUAAGUGUCUCAACUGAUGGUAAUACUACCUCAAUAACUGAUGGUUCUUCUGAUACCACUGUUGUUGUAACUGAAUCAGGCAUCACUAGCUCUGAUGGCAAUGUUGUUACCAUUCCACCAGGCACAAGCACAACUGAUGGUGAUAUUACCAUUACUAGAGUGGAUGAAGACACAUAUACAAUAGAUGAUGGAUCUGGCAAUGUGAUCACAGUCAGUGUUCCCUCAACAUCAACAACAGAAACAGCAAUUGUUGACCAACAGGGUAAUGUACUGAAUAUAUCAUCCGGAUCAAAUCAAACUGUUGGAGAUUUGACUUUGGCACCAAGUGAUGGAGACUCAUACACUAUUACUGAUGGAACUUCUGAUACAACUAUCAAUGUGACACAAACUGGAAUAACCACAAGCGAUGGAACCAAUGUAAAUAUUUCUCCUGGAGGUAGUACAACAGAUGGUGACAUCACUAUAACCAGAGUGGAUGAUAAUACUUACACAAUUGAGGAUGGAUCAUCAGGAAGUGGGGUCACAGUUAAUGUGCCUUCAACUGAAACUGGUGGCCUAACUGACUCAAAUGGUAACACUGUUGAUGUCACUGUACAAGAGACUGCAACACUUGGUAACAUGAGUAUUACACAUGGUGAUGGUGACUCCAUAACAGUAACUGAUAGUUCAUCCGGAGACUCAUUUGCAAUAACAGUAACAGGCAUCACUAAUAUGAUAGGUAGUGUAAUCAAUAUCUCACCAGGAACAUCAACAACAAUUGGUGGGAUUACAAUCUACCGUGUAGAUGGAGAUACCUAUGUUAUAACAGAUGAAUCAACUAUGACUCAAGUAACAGUUACAGUGGUUACAACUACAGUGACAAAUAUCAUAUCUGGUUUGUUGGGAGGAGAUGGAAACCAAAUUGAUCUCACCUCACAGGAAACUGGAUCAGUAGGUGACUUGAUUGUUACACAUGAUGAAACUGGUUCAUAUGAAAUAACUGAUGAGUCAGGCAAUUCAGUUGAUAUCACAGAAUCUGGCAGAAUCACAGAUGAGAAUGGAAAUACAAUUGACAUUUCUGUAGGAGGAACUGUAACAAUAGGAGAUGUAACUAUCACUCAAGUUGAUUCAACAACUUAUCUGGUCACAGAUGGAUCUGGUAAUGAGUUAACAGUUACAAUAACACCACCUGAAGAGCCAGAUACAGGGUUAACUGAUGAAAAUGGCGAUACAGUUAGUGCUGUGUCACAGGAAACAGCAAAUGUUGGUAACCUAACAAUUGUUCACAGUGACAAUGGUACUUAUUCAAUAUCUGGUGAAUCUGGAAAUGCUAUUCAAGUCACAGGCUCAGGUUUAACUGAUCAGAAUGGAGAUUCACUUGAUCUGACUUCUGGCACCACCACAAUAGGUGAUGUUACAAUAACCCAGGUAGAUGAGGCAACAUACACAGUCACAGAUGCCAAUGGAAAUGAUGUGACAGUCACUGUUGUGCCAACUUCUGGUCUGACUGAUGCCGAUGGUAACCCUGUUGGUACUGAAUCUCGUGAAAGUGCAACAAUUGGUGACCUAACCAUAUCUGAACAAACAGGUGGCAGUUAUUUAGUUACUGAUAAGUAUACUGGAUACUCCAUAACAAUCACCAUAAUUGGUGUUCAAGAUAUACUUGGAAAUCCAAUUAAUCUUGAAACAGGAACAUCUGUUACCCUCUUUGGAUGGACCAUUUAUCGAGUGAGCAUUAAUGUGUAUAUAAUCACUGACUCAUCUGGAAAUGAAGUAACAAUCACAACACCAACUCCAGAAAGUGACUCCAUUGAAGGAGGAACAACAGCUGAAGAUGUUACAAGCAUUGGUCAACUUGACAUGACUGAUAUCAUUCAAAUUGUACAAACAAGCUUUGCUGUUCCAGCAAAUGAUUCAACAUUUGUGUAUGAAUACAUAGGCCCAGAUAAUGUAUCCUAUUCUGAAGAACAGGUGUUCACUGGUGAUGAUAUCCUUGGUAAAUUGCCUGAGACUAACAUUAAUCCAGACUAUGUUGAACCUGAACCCGAACCAAAACCAGAGGAGCCUGAACCCAUUAAGACUCCAUACUACGCUGCAUUUAUUGGACAAGGACAUAUACAGAGCUUUGAUGGCACCUUGUACGAAUUUACAACACCUGGAGAAUAUUACUUCAUAAGGUCAACUAACACCAUUAAAAACCCAGAUAUUAAGAUCUUCACUGAAACUUGCCAGGGAGGAGCAAACUGCCUCAAGGCAGUGUCCUUUGAGCAAAAUGGAGAACAGUUGAUCGUUAGAGGUGCAUACACUGAUAGUGAUCCAGCUGUUAUCUUCGUGAAUGGUGUUGAAGACACAACUGGUUUGAAAGAUAUUGUGACAGCUAACUUCAAUCUGACAAUGGAUGGAUUUGGUAUUUACACGCUGAUAACAUCUACUGGUAUUGAAAUCAAAAUCAGAUCUAACAACCAGUACCUCAGUAUUAUGACCAAAGUGCCUGAAUAUCAAACUGGUAAGAUAAAUUCAAUUGCUGGAAUGGUUGACACCACGGGCAAUAAUACUGCUGACUUCCCUAUGGAGCCAGAAGAUCUUGUUGUUUCACUAAAUGAAGCUGCAUUUGAAAUUCUGUAUUCUAACACAACAACUUUCCAUGAGGAGAAGGACGCUGGAGACAACUCUGGAUACUGUGUUGUAUUGAAUGAUGCUGUCAUGGCAACCAGUAUAAUUGAUGAUCUAUUCAUACCAGAUGUAGAUAUCACCGUAGAGCUCUUUGUGAAACCAUUCUCAGAUGUAGGUACAAUACUGGCAUACAGUUAUGAAUCAACAUUUGUGAUAUACCUUAAUGGCACUCUGAAGGUGCAAGUUGGUACGCAGAUAUUUGAUUCUCAGUUUGUUCUUGAUACUGGUGUUUGGUGGAGGAUUAUGACUGUGUAUGAGUCCAGGAAGAACAUUAUGAUGAUAUAUCUUGUCUCAUCUACUGGUGCAACCAAAUACAGGACAUUCAACAUUGAUGAUGGCAAUCUUAAUGCAUUCACAGCUGGUGGUACUGUUGUCAUGGGACAAUGGAUGCCAGCUUUUGAUGACACUAUUCCAUUGCCUCCUAAAGAACCAUACCAUGGAGCUCUUGAUCAGGUUCAUAUUUGGCACAAGGCUUUCUCAUAUUCAGAGAUCACCUAUAGUGCUAGACAGAGUACACGUCUUCUGGAGGAAGGAACAGUUGCAUAUUGGUCAUUCAAUGAAGGCAAAGGAUUCAGAGUUGAUGACUCAUUGGGUGAUUCAGAUCUAAUGAUAAUUACAUUCUAUGGUGUCACAUGGCAGUUCUGCUAUGCCCCUAUUGGAGCUGAACCAAUCAGUGAAUCAUAUUCAUUUGAUGAUCCUGUUCUUGAGGCUUCUGCUGAUAACCUUUGUACAACUGGAAUCAACACCAUUAAGGCAGUUGCUGAGGCCUCUCUUGGAAGCGCUGUGUUCCAGUACUACAAAGCAGUUUGCAUGCUACAGGUUGCUGUAUCUGGAGAUUUGGUAACUUCAACUGAUGUUAUAGUACCAUUAGCUGACUUGAUUCAAUUGGCACUUGAUCUGGAUGAAUCACCUAUUCAGUCACUAUGUGCUUUAUAUGAUGUUGGAUUCCUUGGAGCAAACUGUGACAUUCCAUGCAAACAUCCUGAUGGUGUGAAUACUGAUACAUGUGUUUGUGCCGCUGGCUAUGCAGGUGUAGAGUGUGAUGAAGUCUGCCCUGGAGGUUACAUGAACCCUUGUAGUGGACAUGGUGUCUGCGUUGCUGAAACCAGCUCUUGUGAUUGCAGUAUCAACUGGGGUGGUAAUGACAACUGCUCUGCUUGCUCUGAAGGAUGGAUCGGUGACCAAUGUACAGAGACUGAACUGGAAGCAGAGGCUCCAUACACAUGCAGUGCAUUUGAAGGAUACUUCAAAUUAUUCAGUGAUGAAAUCUUGAAGCAUACAAAGAAUGCAGCUAUGCCAUUGUACUCUGAUCCAGUGAAGAGAUUCACUGUGGUAGUCUGGCAAGAGGCUUGUCCUGAAAGAGAUGUCUGCAUUAAAAAUGUUGGUAUCCGUAUCGGCAAUAGCAUCUUUGAAACCAACAUGAACCAUAACUCAUCAGAUCUCACAUUGAAUCACAUUCCAGUCACUGUUGAUAAGAUGACGGUUGAUGGAUACACAAUCAAGAGGGAUUCAGCCUAUUCUAUAACUGUAGAUAGCCCUGAUGCCAUUGCAUUGAGAAUACGCAGAUUGAAUACUUCACUUAGUGUUCACUUCACCCUUGCAUCAGAGUCCCAAUGCUUGGAGAGUUACGGCAUAUGUGGACACUGUGAUCCAAAGGACUAUUGUGAUCCUGUAGAUAGAUCUUGUCAUUUGGAUAAUGAUUUCCAAGUGGUUGCUAACUUGCCUGAUACAACUGAAGGGAGUGAUGCUUCUGCUAAUACAUCAGUCUCACUCAAUGUUUCAACUGCUGAGGUCAUAGAAUAUUCUGUAUAUCUUGAUAAUUGUGGAUUGGCAUCACUACCUGUAGAGAACCUUCUUUCUAGUGAGUACAUCACAAUGGAGAUGGUGAUCAAACCAAUGAAUACAACAACAUCAGCUCAUGCAAGUGGAACACUCAUGUCAUUUACAAAGUAUGACACGUUUGGAUUCGCACUAGAUGAGGGUGAGAUUACAAUUCACAAACCAGAUGGCACUAAGAUUAACUCUGGUAUGUCAGUCACAACAGGAAUGUGGGGACAGGUGUCAUUCAGUUUACACAUUGAGACUGGUGAGAUGCUGCUUCAUUAUGUAAAUGCUGACAUGGUACCACGCUAUAAGCUCAUCAAUGUUGGUGUUGAUAUAUUCCCUGCAGCUGGCACUAUUGCUCUUGGUAAAUGGCAAUUGUCAGGAUCUAGUAAUGAUAACAACCGACCAACAGCACAAUACAGAGGCUACUUUAACAGAUUCGCCAUCUGGGGCUCCAAUUUUGGACCAGCUGAACUAUUGCAACACUUUAGAAGAACAAUAGUGAAGACAGAGAGUGAACUUUUGGCACUGUUGAUGUUCAAUGAAGGAAAUGGUAAACACACAUUUGAUGCACUGGCCACAUUGAAGAUGACCUUUAUGUGCAGUGAUCCUGAUGUCUGGCAAGCCAAUGAGAGCCCUGAGUAUAUAACUGAGGGUGAUUCUGUGAACAUGAUGAUGGACUUCAGUGAUCCUGCACUACUAGAGCAGGCCAAUGCAACAUGUAUGGCAUUGUUCUAUAAAGGACCAAUAUUUGUCCAAUGUCAAUAUCUACCUGUAAGUCUGAACUAUUACUACAUGCAAUGUCUAAUGGAUAUCUCUGAAACUGGUGACCUAGAAGCUGGUUUUGAUUCUGUUAUCAAAUUCGCUGACAAGUGCCAAGACAUCAUGAGUAUGAAGAACUGGCCAGCACAAGAACUCUGUAACGAUUUCCCCAACAAGGCCUUCCCAACUUGGACUGGAGAAAACUGCACAGUGGAGUGCUUACAUGGCAGUCCCCAUCAACCUACCAAGACAUGUCUAUGUGAUAGUGGCUACAGUGGUCUGACUUGUGAUAUUACAUGCCCUGGAGAAGGGACUCCAUGUUCCGGCCAUGGUGUGUGUGAACAGACAACUGCAACCUGUCUCUGUGACAAGAACUGGGCCGGCAACUCCAUUUGUUCCAACUGUUCUGCAGACUACAUUGGAGAUGACUGUGCUAUAUUCAAACCACAAUUGCCACCAGGACUGAAGACAACAUGUUCGACUGGAGUGAAUGGUGACAUCAUGAACUACUUGUAUAAUGGUAUCACUGUGCCUUCAGCUGGAACAUACUCACUAACAAAGAUGGACAAUCUGGACAUUCAGGUAAUCAUGCGUUCAUGCAGUGAAGGCCUGUGUAUUGUGGGAGUUGCCCUUAAGUUCCACAACCGCCUGGUUACCUUGGAGUUAGUGAGCCAGUACAGUGGUCAGCUCAAGAUCGAUGGUACAAUCAUCACAUCUGCUAGCCCUCUUGAAAUAGCAGUGAAUGGAGGAUGCAGUAUCAAAUUCAGCAAACCCCAGAAUCUUGCCUAUAGGUUCCAGAUUCCUGAGCUCAGUAUGACUUACACUGUGUAUACAUUCAAGACUCGUCUACAUAACAUCCUCGAGGUGUCGAACUUUGUAUGCUGUGGUAACGAGAUCGGUGGUUUAUGUGGAAGCUGCUCUGACUGUGAAUCUGACCAAGGUCUCCCAUGUGUUUUGUAUGGUGAUCUUCCAGUAUCAGAGGGCUCACAAGUAACCACUGUGCCAACUGCUGCUCCAGUGAUAUGUCCAAGAUUUGAAGACUGCACAACCCAGAGUGAAAUCGAAGAAUUCAUCGCCUGUAACUCUGUUGGUGGUAACAAUAGUCACUUUGGCAAUUUAUCCAUUUGGGAUACAGAGCUGGGUGGCGGGUACACAUUGUGCUUUGACAGAUCAUCGGCUAUUGCCAAGAAUGUCAACUUUGAGAAUAAUGUAGAUGGUUCUGCCACCAUUGAGCUUCUUGUCCGCACUUGCAGUGCUGCUUCAUGUCAAGGAACUAUAUUGUCAUAUUCCAACACCAAGACAUUUGCAGUAAUGCACAAGGGUCCAGUACUGGAGAUUCACCUUGGUGAAGAUGUUCAGUAUGUGGAUAUUGCCUUGGAGAACCUUGAAUGGAACCAGUUGUCUCUUACAUAUGACAGUGAAAGUAUGACCUUAGAUGUCUAUGUAAUGGACAACAAUGGAAUAGCGAGCAGAAGAAUCCUGACAAUGGCUGAAAAUCCAUUCGUAUCCGGUGGCAACCUUGCGUUGGGUAGAUGGAUGUCUGCAGCUGGUAGCAGUGAGACAAGGACUGUGGAUGAACAGAUUGCGGAUCACUUCACAGGAUGCAUGGAUGAACUCCGCAUUUGGAACAGAUGGUUCCACAAUCUGGAGGUUGAGACUCACUGGAACACCAACUGGAAGUCUCCUCUUGAUGGAUUGGAGUAUUUGUGGAAGUUUGAUGAUGCAGCAGGUAUUGUGAGCUAUGAUGAGGUAUCUUUGGCACCAAUGGCUGUCCCUGAGAGGCCCUUCAAGGCACCUGAGAACUCCCUCUCUGAUGCCCCUGUACCAAAGGAUGAAGAUAGCACGGAACUAGUUCCCUAUACCGUCACCAUUGAUACAAGUGGCAAAAACAAUACCAGCAAGAGAAGGAGGAGAUCUACUAGUGAGGGACCUCUGACUCGAGAUGCAAUCUUUGACUUCUGCGAUUUCUUAUUUGUUGAGAGCGAACUUGCAACUACAUGUGCACCGUUGGGAGCAUCAAAACAACAAGACUACUUCUACCAGUGUGUAUCCAACCUGUACUUCACUGAUGACAAAGAUUCAGCAUUUGAUCCCAUGUUGGCUUAUGCUAUGGAAUGUAUGGCAUCAUUAGGCUUGGCAACCAACCCUGCUCAGUCCUUAUGUAAUGCAUUUGGACCCAGUGUUGACUUCCCAGGAUGGAUUGGAUCAUACUGUGACAUCCCAUGUGUAUUUGGUGGACCCCAUGCUGAUAAUAGCUCUGUGUGCUCAUGCCAUUAUGGCUACUGGGGUGAAUCCUGCAACUCUACUUGUCCUGGUGGAGAUGAUUUGGAGACCUCAUGCUCUGGCUAUGGAACAUGCGAUGUGGCUAUGGGAGCAUGUGACUGCCCAGUGAACCGUAUGGGAGCCCCUGACUGUAGCAACUGUACAUCUGGAUGGUAUGGCGAUGAUUGUUCAUUCAUUAUCAACCCAUCUCCUUCUUCAGCAAGCCAUGGUGUAGCCAAGCUGACUGAUAAGGGACAUGUGUAUACAUUGGAUGGAGUAAGCUUCGUCACAAAUGUCUAUGGAGAAUACCACUUGAUGAACAUCAACUCUAACAUCCUCCUUCAAGGAAAGCUUAUCAAAUGUUACCAGAACUCAUCAUGCGUGACCAACUUGGCUAUUGCAUUGGGAGAUGGUACCACCAAACAUGGCAAGCUCAGUAUCCACACCAGUUCAGAUAGGGCCCCAAGAGCAGAUGUCUACAUCAAUGAUGUCCUACAUGAUAGCGAUGCUGAUGUCUACUUCAAGGGCUUCUAUGUGAAGAGAUUAUCUGUUGAUGAAGUCAGUAUUGUUGCAACUAUCACCCAAGGUGAAGUGAGAAUGGUUGUGAGAACUGUUGGUAUUUACUUACAUCUCACAGUCUACCUCCCCAGAGAAGUUAUUGGAACAACUAAGGGUAUUCUCAGUGGAACAGGAUCUGACGAUGCGGAUAUUAUUCAGCGUCAUAUUGUGUACUCAACUGGGUAUCCCUCUUCUGUAGGCUUAUGCUCAACAUCCUUGACCCUGCAAACACCACAAAUGACACCCCAGGCUGGCACCAUCUCUGCAAAUGCAUUGUUUGCCCCUGUACAACCACCAGUAACAGACCCCAUCACAGACACCACCCUGAACGCAUACUGCUCUCUAUGGGAAAUGUUAUCCUGUGAUUCCCUGAUCAUCUUUGAUGACCAGACCAAUAGGGAUCAAGGCCAAGGUGGAUUUGCUAUGAACUUUGAUGGAACAACAAUUACAUCUGACUCCAAGAUAACUGAGAUUCUGACGGCAAAUGUGUCCAUUGAAUUCCUUGUUAAGGUUGAAUCAGAUGGUGUUCUUCUGUCAUACACCAAUGAUGCCUCAUUUGCCAUUGUCACUUCCACAACUGUUAGAAUGACUGUUGGAACAACAUCAUACGACUCUGGUCUUGCACUGGAAUCUGGUGUAUGGAACAAGUUUGUGAUGUCAUACGAAGGCAAGACUGGCAAAACUGAUGUUUUCAUCUUCAAUCAAAACGGCACAGUAGAGAGAACAGCUCUAACCUUACCUAGCGAUCUAUUUGAGAAUGCUGGUAUGCUUGCUCUUGGACAGUGGAUGGCGCCAAAUGAUGGAGAAGGUUAUAACAUCCCAGCAGGUUUUACUGGACAGCUUGACAAUCUCCGUAUCUGGAAUAUUCUCAUUGAGCCAACAUACAUCUAUGAUGUCUGGGACAUGAACAUUGCUGAAGCCACAGCUACUAUCACUGGCGCAUGGGACUUCAAUGAAGGACAAGGCUAUGCUGUAGAUUCCUACAACUCUGACCUCAUAUUUGAACUACCUGGUAAAUCCUGGUCUAAACCAGAAUGGGUAGCAUCAGAUGCACCAGAAAUGGUCACUAUUGGUCAAAAUGGACUCUACACUACAUUUGCUGACCCCGAACUCAAGAAACUUGCAAGAGUGAAAUGUCAAAGCUUACUGACUGGUGUAACAUGUACUGGCAUCUCUGCAAGUGUGGCUGAACUGUUCCUACUUGAAUGUGAACGAGAUGUCAUAUUGAGUAGAAAUACCAACAAUGCCUACACUACUAUGUAUGACUAUGCUGAUGUAUGUGAGAACACUCUCGAACUUAGCACAUGGCCAGCUGUAGAUGUAUGUUCUGAUCCAGAGACUCCACAGAGAGUAGGAAGCACAUGUAAUGUUUCAUGUGUAUUCGGAACCAUUGAAACAACACCUGCAACGAACAAUACAAAUGCAACAACCACAUGUAAUUGCUUAAGUGGAUUCUAUGGAGCAGCAUGUAACAACCUUUGUGAGGUACACAAUGGAAGACCAUGUAAUGACCAUGGAACAUGUACUCAAGCUGGAACAUGUGAUUGUGAACACAACUGGCAAGGAUCAGACUGCGGCACAUGCGUAUCUGGAUUCUAUGGCUCAGACUGUAGCAUCCUUGUAUCAACUGCUGCUGAACUCCCUGUUAAGACUGCUGGAGCCUCAAGUGUAGGAGACUACCUCUCAUUCACUGGAGUGGUGCAAACCAUCAAUGACUUCUCUGGAGUAUUGAACGUCCUUGAAGAAACCAAUCUAGAAUUACAGGUCCAAGUCCAUACUGUGUUCUGCGAUUAUGGGUCAUGUAUUGAUGCUGUGGCUGUGAAGCAUGGAUCAGACAAGUUCACCAUGUAUGCAUAUAACCCUGAUGAUGUCAUGAGUACUCCAGUUCUCUACCUAAAUGGUGUAAGACACUACCUAGGAGAUAAGACUGACUCUGUGACAAGUACCAUUAGUGUUACCCAGAAAGCCACACAAAUGCUGUCUGUUGCUGUUGCCACACCAGAAGUUGUAAACAUCAAUGUUGUAUUCACUGGAGGAUUCCUGCAGAUUACUGUAAAGGCUGAUCCCACAGUUUGUAUGGCUACAACUGGUGUAUUUGCAUCAUGUGCCAAUAGUGCCAACACAACUGCAUUCACGACAGAGACCAAAGAGACCUUAGCUACUGCAACACUGUCUGCCCACCAGGUUACAUAUGGUUCAAGUAUUUUCAACUCAGAUGGAUACCUGUCUCUGAGUGCUAACACUGAAGCAGGAUAUGCUCUCUACUUUGAUGGAACAUCUGUUGAAAGUAAGAGUUCAAAAUACACUGUUGACAGCGGGCACUUGGACAAUGACUUUACAAUCAGUCUCAUGGUGAAACCAACUGCAUAUGGAGGCUCUAUCUUCUCUCUAAAGGGCAAAGAUACAAUCUCCAUUAGCAAUGAUAGAGAUAUGGUUGUGAGGAUUGGAUCAAGAGAUCACAUUACAAAGGCAAGAAAUGUUGUGAACAGAUGGAACCAUAUUGUUUUGGUCUUUGAGAAAUCAAGUUCACAGGUGCAUUUCUACCACUUUGAUCCAUGGAAGAAGGUCACAUACCAAACGAUCAUGCUGGAAUCUGAUAACAUCAUGCAAGGUGCAUACAUGAUCAACCUUGGUGCAUACAUCCUGUCACCAUCAUCUAACAUGUCUAAUACCUUCUCACAGAACUUUAAGGGUAUGAUGGAUGAGGUUGCAGUCUGGAACAAGAGACUAACUCAUAAUGUGAUCUAUGAAUCAUUCAUGUUGAAUGUGAAGAUUCAAUCAUAUUCCUCUGAGAUUGAGCAUUUGUACAAGAUGGAAUCUGGUGUUGGAAGAACAGUCAAGGAUCUAGGAGAUGACAAUAGUGUAUAUAUGCCUGUUGAUCCCUGGUCAACUCCUCAGUGGAGAUACUCUGAUGCACCAAUGCACACAUCAACAGCUGCCGUAGAAGAAGAAAAUACAACACUGACUGAAACAACAAAGAUCAUAUGUGCACAGUUCUUUGCUAGAACAUGUGAUGCAUUUGAUGAACAACUUGUUGAGUACUUCCAAGCUGCUUGCGUAGAUGGAGGUAUUAAUGCACUGUCAACUGAUGGAAUUUUCUACUCUGUUGUUAUGCUGAAUGAAAUAUGCAAGAUUGAAGCUGAAGAACCUGCCACUACAGUUGCCCCAACUGUUGCUGUAACUACCGCAUCAGCUGGAAAUGCUACAACUGCAGCGCCAGAAGCUGCCACAACUAACACAGCUGAAGCCACAACUGUUGCAAAUGCAACUAACACAACUGUGUCAGAGGGAGGCAGACGUAAGAGAUCAUAUGAUGAGGAUGUCAUUGUAAGGAGCAAGAGAUCAGUCUCUGUUGCAUCAUCAAUGCCAUUCUGCAACAUCUCAUCUUCUACAACACCAUCUUGGUUGACCAACCUGUGUGAUAAAUGCACAUUUGGCCAAGAAGAUUCAGAUGGUAAUUGCACUUGCGGAACAGGUUUCUACGGAGAAGAAUGUGACAAAGUUUGCCCUGGAGGAGCAGCAACACCUUGCAACAACCAUGGAACAUGUGGCACAGAUGGCACAUGCCAAUGCCAUGCUAACUUUGUUGGUGCAUCGUGUGAUACAUGUGCUGCAGACUGGACAGGAGCAGAUUGUGAUAUCCUUCAAGGAACACCAUCAACAUCUGGAUUUGUAACUGCACAGAUAACAAACACACUCAGAGUGACUACCUUUGAUAAGGUCUCAUUUGAUAUGACUGAUAUUGCAACCUUUGAAUUGUUCAGAGUUAGUGGUACAGUUAUAUCUGGAACAACCAAGAACUGUUUGAUUAGAGGUCAACACACACCAUGUCUUGGAUCUCUAUACAUCACCCAGUCUACAGAUUUUGUCUACAUUGACCCAUCCAGCAUGAGUUCAGAUGCCCUAUCUGUAUACACAAAGAAUGGCAUUGAUAUAGUCCUUACAAAUAAGACUGUUUCCUCCAGAUUUGAUGUGUACAGGACAACACCCACAACAUUUACUAUUUCAAUAAGCAACAUUGAUGUUGUUGUGUCUAGUAUUGAGGACAGCUUCACAGUAACUGUCUCAACAUCUGAUGUAUCUGUUUCAGGUGCAAAUGGAAUGUUUGCAUCUUGUGACACUGCUCUGGAGAUCACAACUGCAUGUUGCAUGUCACAACGGCCAUGCGGUUUAGCAGCUAGUUGCUCUGAACCUGUAUCUUCAACAACAUUGCAAUGCUUUGUGAACAGAUACAAACUGAGCGACACUUCAUUCAUGACAUAUGCUGAAGCUUUAAGCUCAUAUGUUGGAGAUGAAAAGGCAGUACAUAUCACCGAUAACUGCAUGACUUUGGAUGCAUUCACCACUUUGCCUUCUGAUGUGUUUAUGAUGGAGCUGCAUGUCAAACCUGAUGUAAAUGGAGGAACUAUCUUCUCAUACACAACAUCUACAGACGUGUUUGCAUUGACAAUCCACAAUGGCGUCAUUGAGUUCUUGAUGACCAACAAUACAGUGCUCACUACAGAAAUGAGCUUUGAACUUGGCCAAUGGAACCAGAUCAACAUAAUGUAUGAUAACUACAUUGAGGUCAUGGAAGUGUUUGUGUUCAACUCAGCUGGAGAUCCUUCUGCAUUUGUAAUCAAUCUACCAAACAGUACAUUUACACCUGGUGGUAAACUCACAUUAGGAGUGAAUGUUGUGUCCAACCUGACAACUGAUAUCUUCAGUGGUUAUAUAGAUGAACUGAGAGUAUGGAGAACUGAUAACAACCCCAGCAUUGCAGUUAACAACUGGAACAUUGCAGCAACAAAAGAACUUGCUGACCUGGUCGCAUGGUUUGACUUUGAACCAAGUGUAAAUGAAGUUGUUGAUAAGAUUGGUGGUAAUUUGACAAUUAGGUCAUUCUCACAGAUCAAUACUCCUUCAUGGAAGAAAGACAACUUAGAACUUCAACCAUUGAACAUUCCAAGGACCACAGAUAAAUCUCUGUUUGACAUGGCCAGUGAUAUGUGCCAAGCUGCACUGAUGACUGGAGAUUUCUACACUCAUUGCUCUGCAAUUGGUGACUCUCUAUUGAAGACAUAUGCUGAACAGUGUACGCAAGACAUUGUUACAUCUUCAGAUAUUGGAUCUGGAGUUGCUUCAUUGCUUGCUGCAUCUGAUUUCUGCCGAACUCAGCUAGGACUUGCAUCUAUACCAGUAUGGCCUGCUUGUGGAGUAUUUGGCUCUGACAACAGUACAUGGUACAAAGAUAGCUGCGAUAUGACCUGUGUGUUUGGCAAAACUGUCUCCAGCUCAAGCUGUGAAUGUGAUGAAGCCCAUUGGGGAAGCAACUGCAGUGAGUCAUGUCAUGCAACAUCCAAUGGUGUAUGCGACUCCCAUGGAUCUUGCUCUCAACCUAAUGGUGCCUGCAUCUGCAGCUCAAGAUGGACUAGUGGAGAUCCCUACCUGAAUGUUUAUGAGGAUAUGGAGUUUGGAUCCUAUGCUUGCACAGAGUGUACAAAUCAGUGGUAUGGCCUGGAUUGUAACAUAGCAGUUAUGCCACCAAGUGAUGUUUACAUCAUUAGUGACACUGCUACUAAAUAUACAGGUGCCAGUGCUGUUAUAAUGGGCAACAUGGUUGUCAACUUUGAUGGUGCUGCCACUGAGUCUACUUUGCCUGGAACAUACACACUCUUUGAAACAGCUGAUAUAUCUGCUCAUGUCCUAUAUGGACCUUGCAAGAAGGAGGCAAACUGUAGAACUAUCAAUGAGAUAGCAAUCAAACAGGCUGAGGAAUCUAUUUCAAUUCAACGCCAUGCUGACCAGAUGUAUGCUUACUUCUACAAAGACCAAAAUGCUGCACCAAAAGAACUUAAGCACCCUAUAACUGAAACAUUCCUAGGUGACUGGACUGCAUAUUGGGAGGUUGAAAAUGUUAUUAGAACUCAACUUGGAAAAGGAGACUACAGUGUCAAUGUGACCGUUGCCAUGUUCCAAGGUGAAUUACUCUGUGGUAUACAACUGCCCAAUGGAUGGUCUGGACUGACAGGUGGCAUGUUUGGUAAACUUGAUGAAGCGUGGGAAGGUGACUUUAACUUUGGAGCAGUAUAUGGAGACAUCAGAGAAACAAUCAGUGAAGCUGAGUUACUCAAUUCACAUCUCAGUGGAGAAUAUGUUGCCCUUGGUUACGAAUACCUCUAUGGUUAUACCACAAGAACAAAUAUCUCACUGACACACAACAACACACAACAUGAGAUGUCAUCAGCUGGAUUCACUAUGAGAUUCAAUGGAGGAUUUGCCCGAUUUGGUCUCAGUGACAUCUCAGAAUCAUUGAAUGAGUUCUCCUUUGCUGCCUGGGUAACACCAAAUGAUGCAGAUGUUGCAGAUUUGGAUGUCAUUAUUCUCAGCAUCAACACAAAUCAAGGCACUUUGGAACUACGCUCAGAUCAUGGAAAAGUGAAGCUUGUCUGGGAUGGAGAGAUCUCUAACAAUAACACAGUAUUGAUCAAGGAUGAAUGGACAUUGGUGACAGUAUCGUGGAGAAACUUUGAUGGCAGAGUCAUUCUCACAACUACCACCAAUGGGGCCUUCAGCCAGGAAACCAGCAUAUACCACAAUACAGGCGUAGCUGUUACUCUUGCAGAUAUCACUGUUGGAGGAACAUCUGAAGUCAGUAUGGACAUUGACAAUGUAAAGAUGUGGAGUUACACCAAAUUAUAUGGUGAAAUGAAAUCUGAAUCUGAGGACUACAUUACAAAUGUGUUCACUUUAGCCCAACUGUUGAAUAUUGGAUUUGACGAGGGUGAUUCGACUCCACGCAUUUACUUCAAUGAUGCCUAUCCAAAAGCAACAACAAGUGAAAUGCAUAGCACAGAAGGCACUAUGGGACCUGCAAAUAGACUCCCCGUAUGGAUCCCCUCAAAUGCACCAGUCAUGAGGAAAGCAAUACCAACACCAAUUGCUUCUUAUGAUUCUGCUGAAGGACAAAUCUGUAAGGAAUCUAUUGAUGCUCUCAUGCCUAUGUGUCCAGAUAUGAUAUCAAUUGGACAGAUGUUUGUUGAGAAUUGUGUAAGAGAUCUCAAACGAUAUGGCACCAGUAAAACUAAUAUCACCGCCUCAGCAUUUGCAUUCUACUGCAAAGGACAGAAGAACAUUGAGGAAUGUGACAUGGAAGGCUAUAUGGACUUCUGUUAUGACUACUACGUACCCCCAACAGAUUCAUCUAUGGCAAUAAUCAUUGCUGCAGCUGCUGGAGGUGCUCUGGUUGUAAUUGGUCUCAUCAUUAUCAUAGUCAUUGUGGUCAUUAAGAAAAAGAAUGCAGCGAAGGGUGAAGAUGAUAAACUGGACAAGAACCAUCCAUUACUUAUGGAUCAAGAUCAAAUGGCUGAGAGUAGCGGAUCUGCACCACCAGAAACUAAAGAUGAAUAUGGCUUCAGAACUCAUAUAGAUGAUGAUGAUGUAGACUUUAGCUCUGGAAACAACUUUGAAAUGUCUGGUCGUUCCAGACGUGAAAGUACUGGCUUCAUGGAGACUGAUAUUGACAAACCAUUGUCAGGCACCAGAAAGGUUGCCAAUCUGAUGGCUGCACUUGACGAUGAGGAAGACAUUGAUAUGAGACCAUUGUCUGCUAGAAAUAGACCAAAGUCUUCAGUAUCCAGGUCAUCAUUGUCUUUGUCAUUGAGUCCAAGACGUAAUAGUGUUACUCCUAUUGACUUUGACCCACCAGCAGAUGCUCCAACAAGCAGACCAGGAACUGGCAGGAGCCACAGAUCUAUACAUCCUGAGGACCCCAGACCACAAUCUGCUGUCAAGUCUAUUCAUCCUGAUGAUCAUUAUUCUGAAUAUGACUCCGAAUCAUCUGAUGACUCUGAAGAAUGGAAUCUCCCAGACGAUGUUCCCACCAAUGCUACUGCAGCUGCUCCAACUACAGUUAUGGCAGCUGCUGUUGUUGCCGAGAUAGCAAAGGUUGAUAAGAAGCCUAGUACCGAACUGACAGAGGAACAGAUUGAGGCCAGGAAAGAGAAAGCCAAAGAAGAUCUUAAGACUUUCCAGGAGAAGGCUAACAAAGCUCAUAUAUCCUCCUCAAGUGUGGACUGGAAAUCUCAACUGCUUGGUGGCAUGGGAGGCAUUAGUGCUGCAGCUAAGAUGGGCAAGCUCUGGAAGAAAAAGGCUACAACUGCCAACACUGACAACCCAACUGCUGCACCACCAGCUGCUUCAGAUCAACUCUUACGUAUGGAAACAUUCACAAGUGUAGAUCUUAGCGCUUCACAAACAAAUACAAGAGAGAGCACCAUUGCUGAGGAAGAGGAAUCAAGUUUCGGAGCUGCAUCUGGAGCUGUGCCAAAGAUUGCACCCCCUUCAAGCCCCAGGAAACAGAGCCUUGCUGGACUCUUCGGAAAAAACAACAAAACAAGCCCAAGAUAAACAAUCAAUGACACAAAAUGGACUUUGAGAAAAAACGAAUGGAUAUUAUAUAAUAAACCAACCCUGCAUGAUAAUGGACUAUGAAACAAAUAGCAUUUAAAAAAACUAAAAAAAAAGAAUAAGAAAACAUGCUCACAUAUUUAUACAAAUUAUUUAUUAAAAGAAUACUCAAUUUAUUAUUUUAAAUCUUUCCAAAGUAGAUUCUAUUUUUUUAUAUGAAACAGUUUUGCAGAUAUAUUUAUAACAAAAAUAGAUACCUCAAGAUGAACAUCAAAUCAAGAUUCUACUUAUAUUACUAUUGUUUUUUCCAUAUCAACAUCAAAUGGAGAAAUCUGUCACAAAAGUAUAAUAAGUAUUAUCCUUGAUUUAGAUAAAUAUAUAAAAUUAUUUUGAUCAUUUUCUAUGUAGUGAUUUUCUGUCUUAUU
This is a messenger RNA of Owenia fusiformis, 32273 nucleotides long. The record is from the annotation of a GenBank genome assembly. Lineage: Eukaryota; Metazoa; Annelida; Polychaeta; Sabellida; Oweniidae.